Linderina pennispora is the source of this 1942-nucleotide messenger RNA. RefSeq names its product glycoside hydrolase. The record is from RefSeq and is a predicted model, not a curated record. The coding region runs from base 1 to 1932 and encodes 643 amino acids. The transcript is spliced from 4 exons. NCBI's taxonomy places the organism in Eukaryota, Fungi, Kickxellomycota, Kickxellomycetes, Kickxellales, Kickxellaceae.
AUGGGCAGAGACCGACAGUGGAGGGCAGUAGCAAUGGUCCAUGGGGACAGGCCCACAGAAUGCCAGUCAUUCCUGGAGGACAAGGAGAUAGAGUGUUACUCGCUGUCCGUGGACGCGUCCGCUCUCAGCGCCGAGUUUGACUACACCGUGCGCUGGCGCCCUGACGACUCGGCCGAGUGGCGGUGGGCUGGUGCCUUUGGCGAAAAUGGACGAAUUCGUGUCGCGGCCGGCGGCUCCAAGGACUAUCGAUAUUGGCGGUCGCAGCUACGCGAUGCAUUUGUGGCCGGGGAUGACGCGCCUAUUGUCGCUGGUGACUCGUGGCAGGUGGCGGCCGACGGCGUCUCUUGCGUGUUCAGACAAUCGGUGGGUGAAGAGACCAAGAUGCAGUCGGGUGCUUGUAUUGCGCUGGUGCCUUUCAUCAGGGAUGACCAGCACUCCAGAGCUGCUGUUUUCAGGGCUGGCGACAAUGAUGCACUGUCCGUGCAUCCUGUACUUGGUGGCCACCAGGGCAUUCGGGUUGCAGCUACUGUGCUGAACGCCCUGGCCCGAAUUCGCCAGCCUCGGUCUCGCUCCAGCUCUCCAGCUCCCACAGCCAUAUCUGCGCAAACACCUACCCACUUGGAUAUCACCACGCGGCUCGGGUACUGCACGUGGAACACAUUCUACACCGACGUGUCGCACGAUUUGCUGCUAAAGACGUUGUCCGAUGUUUGCUCUACCAGUAGCAUGUCUGGCGAGCCACGGCCGGAGUGGGUGCUCAUUGACGACGGGUGGCAGUCGGUGACUGAGUAUUCGAGCCAGGGGCGCUUGGUCAGCCAUGAGGCAAACCCAAAGUUCCCUGCACAGCUGCAAGGAACAGUCACAGAGCUGUCGUCUCUUGGAGUGAAACGGGUCGGCGUGUGGCAUGCGCUGUGGGGCUACUGGGGCGGAAUCGACCCACACGGUCCUUUGGCGCACGACUAUGCUCUGGAGAGAUUCCACAGGCUGCCGAAUUCUGCCAUGCCCGUCGAGGCCGACGUGUGGGUGAUUUCAAUGCAAGACAUCCAUGCAUUCUAUGACCAGUUUUACCGAUGGCUCAGGUCGCAGGGAAUCACAUUUGUUAAAGUAGACUGUCAGGCGUCGUUCGAGUCGCUAGAUGCCGGUGACAAUGGCGAGGCGCAUUUACAACAACUCAUCCAUACCUACUAUGUGGCGAUGGAGGCUGCUGCGCUGAAACACUUUGGGCCAUCUAGCGUCAUCUACUGCAUGUCCCAGACGCCUGUCCUGAUACCCCGUACGGUGUUCAGGAAUUCAGAUGACUACUUCCCAGACGUCCAUGAUUCGCAUGGAUGGCAUAUCUACUGCAACAUGGCGAAUUUGCUAUGGAGCCGCGCCUUGGAGCCAUGGUUUGUAAUGGACUGGGACAUGUUCAAGCCGGGCCAGGCCGAGAGCCGGAUUCAUGCAGUUUCGCGUGCAUUGAGUGGCGGCCCAGUAUAUAUAACAGGAAAUGCUGAAGAAUACAGCCGCCAGCCGUUAUCUGAAUAUGUGGGCGCUGCAAACAACACCUACACGCUUAGUCCGCCGGUUAUACAUGAGCGCUGCAUAUUCUCAGACAUGAGCAAGUGUGCCGGCCUGCUUGUCGGCGCAUCAGCAGUGGCCGCUGCCAACGCUGUGCUCGUUUCUGUAUACAACGUGUCGCCACAUAGGGCCAUUGAGCCGCUUAGUCUGGAUAUCAUCUGCCGAGAAGCCUCGAGAGUGAGUGCCAGCGUCUUGGCACAGCCCGCUGACCACGAUGUCCUGGCAACCAGCCCACGCGCAGCCCAGGUAGUUGUGGAGCAUGACAUAUCUCCGGAGGAUCCUGUACGCGGUCCAGGCAAGUUUCAACUGGCCGAACACUCAUCACCAGAAUUGACGCAAAAUGGUUCGACUUUUCGCUCCCUUCGCUCGCCGUAGAUUUGCUGAC